AAGAACCAAAAUUCGGCAAAAAAAAAAAAAAAAAAAAAAAGUCAAUAGUCGCCCUGCGAGUCUGCGACCCCUUCUUAUCCCUACUUUCUCCUUAACAACUCCCCCUCAAAACCCAUCAUCUCCUUCACUUCUGUCAUUCAUCCUGCAGAUCCUAUGCAAUCUCAACCCCCAAAACUCAAUUCCCACUUAACACCCUCUUCUUAGAUCCCUUCAUCUCAACCUAAUCUCCAAAAAUCUUCACUUGUGUACAAGUCUUCAAUACAUUAUCACCGUUAACAAGUGUUCUUGAUCACUUAUUUCAAGAAAAACAGUAUCUUGAUUCAAUCUUUUCGGCAAAAGUUUCCUGCUUUAAUGUUUUACAGACGGUGUAGCUUCUAGGGUUAUUUUAAUUGUUUUAAUUGACCCAUCAAUAAAGAGUUUUCUGCUUUAGUAUUGUUGGUAUGGAUCUGGGUGCAUUUUGGAGAUCUUAGAUUUUGAUGUGGUGAAAUUGAAAUUAUUUUAUUAUAAGUGGAUUAGGGUUUGUUUGAUUUGGGUUUCAUUAUGGAUCAUGUGAUUGGUGGGAAGUUUAAGCUUGGAAGGAAGAUUGGUAGUGGAUCUUUUGGAGAGCUUUAUUUGGGUGUGAAUCUUCAGACUAAAGAAGAGGUUGCUGUUAAAUUGGAAUCUGUUAAGACCAAGCACCCGCAGCUUCACUAUGAGGCCAAAUUAUACAUGCUUCUUCAAGGAGGAACUGGUGUUCCACACCUCAAAUGGAUCGGAGUUGAAGGAGAAUAUAAUGCUAUGGUUAUCGAUCUUCUUGGACCAAGUUUAGAAGAUUUGUUCAAUUAUUGUAACCGCAAGUUCACUUUGAAAACGGUUUUAAUGCUUGCAGAUCAAAUGAUAAAUAGAGUUGAGUAUAUGCAUUCAAGAGGUUUUCUUCACCGUGAUAUAAAACCAGAUAACUUUUUGAUGGGUUUAGGACGAAAGGCAAAUCAGGUUUACAUUAUAGAUUAUGGCCUUGCAAAAAAGUAUAGGGAUGCCCAGACACACAAGCAUAUACCAUACAGGGAAAACAAAAAUCUCACUGGUACUGCCCGUUAUGCUAGUGUUAAUACCCAUCUUGGUGUUGAGCAAAGUAGGAGGGAUGAUCUGGAGUCUCUUGGUUAUGUGCUCAUGUAUUUCUUGAGAGGAAGCCUUCCUUGGCAGGGGCUGAAAGCGGGCACUAAGAAGCAAAAAUAUGAUAAAAUUAGUGAAAAGAAAAUGCUUACUCCUAUAGAGGUGCUUUGCAAGUCUUAUCCAACUGAAUUCACAUCGUAUUUUCAUUAUUGUCGAUCAUUGCGGUUUGAUGACAAACCAGAUUAUUCAUACCUGAAAAGGCUUUUCCGGGACCUUUUCAUUCGAGAAGGUUAUCAGUUUGACUAUGUGUUUGACUGGACCGUUUUGAAGUAUCCCCAAGUUGGUUCAGGUUCCAGUUCCAGUUCUAGAGGGCGGACGGUUGGCAAGUUACCACUGAAUCCCGGGCCUUCAGCAGAAAGAGUGGAUAAAACCCCAGUGAAACCCGAGGUUAGAGAUAGAUUCUCAGGCACGGUGGAGUCAUUUGCUAGGCGUACUGGUUUGCAUGGAGAAUACUCAAGACACCGAUCUUCAGAACACGCAACACCAUCUAAAGAAAUGCAAGGUGACUCAGAUAGAACUCGCAUCACACGAACCAGUAGUACUUCAAAAAGAGCAGUCGUAUCAAGCAGCAGACCAAGCUCAUCUGGUGAGCCCAGUGAGAACCGGUCAAACCGGCUGGGUUCAGGCAGCGGUCGCAUAUCAACCACUCAAAGGCUCCACUCUCAACCUGGGUUUGAGUCCAAGUCAUCAUCUUUCACACGGGCUGUACCCUCAUCAAGAGGUGGCCGGGAUGACGCCCUAAGAAGCUUUGAACUGCUAACUAUAGGCAAGAGGAAAUAAGAAGUCGGUUUUUUCGUUGUGGGACCCGGCCUCAUGAAUAACCAUUGUGUCUCAUUUACAACAAAAUCUUUUAAAGAUUCAUCUUGGAUCUUGUAGUCCUGAAGAAAGAGAUUGUAUCUCACUUUAGGGUGAAUGUUCAUAUGCUGUCAAAAUGUUUAUGCUAAAGAAUCAUUGAAACUGGAUAUGUCAGUCUAAUCAACCUGCAAUUAUGUCAGACCUGUAUUUUAUGAAUUACAUUUGAAAAAUAUGAACAUACUCUUUUUUUUUCUUUU
Helianthus annuus (common sunflower) is the source of this 2204-nucleotide messenger RNA. RefSeq names its product casein kinase 1-like protein 10. Gene Ontology annotation, biological process: endocytosis; peptidyl-serine phosphorylation; signal transduction. Gene Ontology annotation, cellular component: nucleus; cytoplasm. NCBI's taxonomy places the organism in Eukaryota, Viridiplantae, Streptophyta, Magnoliopsida, Asterales, Asteraceae. Gene Ontology annotation, molecular function: ATP binding; protein serine/threonine kinase activity. Bases 541 to 1932 code for a protein of 463 amino acids. The transcript has 14 exons. The record is from RefSeq and is a predicted model, not a curated record.